Platichthys flesus (European flounder) is the source of this 5103-nucleotide messenger RNA. It is a transcript of the gene st3gal8, whose product is annotated as ST3 beta-galactoside alpha-2,3-sialyltransferase 8. Gene Ontology annotation, molecular function: beta-galactoside (CMP) alpha-2,3-sialyltransferase activity. The record is from RefSeq and is a predicted model, not a curated record. The transcript is spliced from 9 exons. Bases 455 to 1576 code for a protein of 373 amino acids. NCBI's taxonomy places the organism in Eukaryota, Metazoa, Chordata, Actinopteri, Pleuronectiformes, Pleuronectidae.
CCAAAUGUCGAGCUGGUCUCUGCUGAGCUGAUUCUGUGUUAAAGCCCUUUGUACCAGGACAAGUUUGCACAGUGAACGUUUGACUUGUGUAACACAACACAAGUCAAACUCUGCACCAACAAGCUAAUGCAGAUGCUAAUCCCAGAAAAGUGCUUUCUUUUUUCUCUGGAAUUUCUCCUGAGCCUUUUCCCUGAGAUCACUGCUCUUUCCUGCCUGAGGAGGAUACAGACACCUUUACAAAUCUGUGUAUGAACAUAGACCCUUUCUCCACCAAUAGAAGAGCAGCGCUGCGCCCCGGCCCCAGGCUCCAUGGCAGUGCAGCUGAGUGGAGCGAGGACAGAAGAGUGGACGAUGUCCAGAUGACACAGUCCAACUGUGCGGACAUAGCAGGAUGAACGGCUGACUGACCUCUCGUCCUUCCUCCCGUCGUUGCCCACCUGUCGCGCGUGCAGCCAUGUUGCUGAGGAGGAAGCUGUGCGUUGCUUUGCUGAUCGCCGCCAUCCUCUUCCUCAUGCUGGCCAGUCAGAGCAUCCAGAAGAGACACUUCCUGCCUCUGUCCUUGUCCCUGCCCACCUUCCAGGCCAUGCACGCCAGCCGGGAGACAGUGGUUGACCCCAAAGCGCCUCUUGCUGACCUGAACCCGGACCCACCGUUGACAGCCCCUCCUCCCAGAACCCCCCCGCCUAAGGACAAGGAGGAGCCUGCAGUCGACUCUCAGAAAGUCCUGAGGUCUUGUGGUUGUUCUGGUUCCUGUAUUUCAGACCCCGGGGAGUCCAUAUGGUUCAGCCAGCACUACGAUGCGAAACAACAGCCUGUCCUCCGAGACGCCAACAACAACCUGGACCCUGACGCGCUCAGGUGGUGGCUGGGUCUUCAACGGUCAGGUAACUCCCAAACUCUAGAGGAAGUGAUGUCAGAGAUGUUCAAGGUCAUUUCUUCACCCACCAUGGACUUCAAGCCCCUCCCCUCGCUCUGCCGUAGUUGUGCGGUGGUCGGCAACUCUGGCAACCUGCGGCAGUCCGGACACGGCGACCUGAUCAACUCCCACAACUCCGUGAUCCGGAUGAACAAGGCAGUGACUCGAGGGUUUGAGAAAGAUGUCGGGAGUCGGACGACGCAUCACCUCCUGUACCCGGAGAGCGCGGUGGACAUGGGGCAGGGAGAGAGCCUCGUCCUGCUGCCGUUCAAACUGAGAGACCUGGAGUGGCUGACCAGCGCCUUGUCCACCGGCCAGGUCAAAAUGACCUACAUGAGGGUUAAAGACAGAGUGGAGGCCGAUAAAGACAAGGUUCUGGUGAUGAACCCGGUGUUCUUUAAAUACGUCCACGAUCACUGGACCGAGCACCACGGACGUUACCCCUCCACCGGGAUGCUGGCCAUCAUCUUUGCUCUGCACACCUGUGACCAGGUGUCAGUGUUUGGUUAUGGCGCGGACAAACAGGGGAACUGGCAUCACUACUGGGAAGAGAACCGCGACGCCGGAGCCUUCAGGAAGACCGGCGUCCACAGCGCCGACUUUGAGAUCCAGGUCAUUCAACAGCUCGCCAAGGAAGGAAAGAUCAGUCUGCACCUGUGACACGACGACGACGACUGACCCGCCGACCGACAGACUGACCUGACUACAGAGAUUCACUGACGGCCCCAUCAACCCACAGAGCGAUGUGCUUCCUGACCACAGACCUGCAGGCCAGUGGACUGAACAACAGACCUGACCUGCAGACAAGCUGCUCUCAGACAUGCUCUGAACUCUGAGCGGCUCUAUGUGAGAACGCGAGUGUCCAAGACAACUUUUCCUGGCAGUCCACUAAUCAAAAGUCUGGAAAAUGUCAGGUGGAGAUCAUAUGAGUGAACAGCAGGACAAUUCCCAGUGAGCAAUUGGCCCCGUUACAUUUCUACCAUGAGAGGGACGCAAAACUCUGAUGCUGAAAUUUGGAAAGACAACGAGACGCGAGAGGUUUCGGCGAUGAGAACAAUGUUGACCUUUUUGUUAUUUCCACUUUCUACUUUAAACAUCAUGUCCGGCCUCCUGCUGCUCUACCCAGGCUCCACUCUCGCUUGAAUGUUGUCAUGAACGAGUCAGACCCAGAAAAUGUCCUGCUUUCAUCAUAUGUUAAAGACAAACUCCAGAAAAGGUCCAGACCCAAUUUGUACAAACCUUUUCCAGAGCUCUAUCUGAGAACGUCUCACCAAACAGACCUACUGAUCGACCCAUCAUCUGGCCGACAGACUUACAUGGGUCCUCCAGCUUUUUCAGACUGACGCCAGAUGUUUUGGAUCUGGAGAUAAACUGUGGACGGAGCUAAACCUGCUAGGGGGGGGGUGGGGGGGAUUGGAGACCCCACCCUGCAGCCUCACUUGAACAAACAGAACAGACAGUUCUUCGGGACCCUCCACUCUCCAUGCGACUGCGUGGAUCGCCCACACAUGUUUUGCUCUGAGUGGGGAAACAACCACAGACUUUUAUCCUUUUUAUUGGAUUUUAUAGACGUUAUACAGGGAGAACCUCUUUUUUUAAUCAAAGCACUUUGUCAUGAAGGAGUUAUGAAAGGAGGAGGCCGUGUUGAGUCGCCCUCUGUCCGACCACGAGAAGAGACCUGUUUUUAUAUAUCAUUUAUAAUCCAUCCAUUUAUUUUUAUUCUUUCACGAGCCGUCCUGACGUGGAGGAUCCUGUCAGACUGGAACAUCUGGAUCCCAAAGCAACGUCACUUCCUGUUGUUACCGGAUGUGGUCCUCAGCCUGUGGUUCUGAUUAUCAAACCACCGUCUGCAGGAUUUCCGCGGGCAGGAAUGUUUUUUAAGGAACAGACCAACUUUUAGUGAUAAUCAUAUUCUAACCACAGUUUUCUGCCUCCUGUAGAUAACAAAGUGGCAAAGCCAAAUAACAAGACUAACUGUAGAGAGCUGAAGACGUUUGUCUCGGUUCAGCUGAAGGGACAAAGACGAGGAGACGACUAAAGAUUUAUCAAAUAAACAUGACGAGGACAAAGUCAAACAAUCAGUUUCCAGUGAAUGUGGAUGCAGUGCAAUGUACUUUCAAAAAAAAGAGGAAAAUUUGAAGUCCAAACCAAAAACAAACCAACACAUGAAUGAAGAAGGACUGAGCAGUCCAGCGAGUAGCAGAGGAGUCGGGUCUCCUGACUGCUGCGCCUCCACCUCGCAGGAGAUCCCAGCAUGCAGAGCGGCGGCCUCUCCCCUCUACUGUGAAUGUACAAAAAUAAUAUCAGUCGUCUGAAUGUUUGUGGCUUUGUUUGCACUACGGAGAGUUUCAGGGCGUUUUCACACCGAGUUUGAUUCUGAAUCACAAAUCCCAUCGAGUUCAACUUUCACCCGCAAUAUAUGUAUAUAAGUCCCGUAUCUGUUUAUAAAGAUGGACGACGUGUCACAAGAUGGCAAACCCACAACUGGGAUUUUUUUUAAACUUAUCUCUAGUUUUGUUUUUAAAGAUGUGAUGCUGACGUCAUGAUUGAGAGCUGAGACUGACGCCACAAUCACUAAUGUGCCGAUUCAUGCUCCAAAUGACCUCGCUCAUCCAAGAUGGCCGGGGCCUGUAUCCAGGAUAUUUUAGCUUUGUCUAUCUUUAUUUACAAUCUAUGAGUUUCACCUGGAAGUUAGCAGUAGGACAAAGCCAGUUUGAAUUUGGUCUCAAGACUUGCACUGGUGUGUUACUUUGUGCAGAAUCAGAUGCUCUCAAAGAUGCUGGGAUAUUUGACUUUAAUGCGCUUUCUUUUGAGAAACACAGUUGCUUGUCUCUGGUGUUAUGUUUGUGCCACAACCAAAAUCAAAGAAUUCUGAUUGGCUGUUUGGUGUCAUGAGGGAGAGCAAAAGUUUAUUCGAGUGAAACUGCAUCAGAGGAGUUGUCAUUGCACGUUAAUAUGGAUAACGGUAAACAUGCAAAUUGGUUUCAUUGCGCACAGGAUAGAUUAUUGUAAAAAAGAAAAUAUUAUUUAUUUGGUUGCAUACUAUAUUUUCCUGAGCUCUAAAUUUCAAAUUGCUGGCUCAGGAAAGAGGCACAAAUAUAAGACUGGACUUGUCCUGGUGAUAAAACAGGUUUAAGCUUCAUGGGAAACUAUCCUAUCGUGCGAACAACCCUUCUAAUGGUGAUGUUUGUUUGACAAAUCUGUUUCUGGAUUUCAGAAUCAACUCAUUGUGGAGUUUUAUUUUGUUCACCCUCACUGAGAUUCGUCUUCUCUCUGAUUCAGACAAACCACCAGUGUGAAAUCGCCUCUUAGACGUUUAGUAAAGAUCAGUCUGCUUCAAACAGAGUUAGAAAUGGAGAAGUUCCGCCCCAGCUUACACUCACACCCCCGCACAUCUGCAUCAAGGGGAGGUGGCUGUUUCCAGCUGUCAGAAACUCACCCGGCACCUUGUCUGAAGCCGCCUGAGGCCUUAUAAAUAAUCAUGAAUGCUGAAUCAUCAUCUGGAGGCUGCUGCUGUGUCGUCGGCCCGGCUGCUUUGGGGGGGGGGGCAGCCUGAGUUCAAUCCUUUUCCCGUCAAGUCUCUUAAACCCGACCUGUGACACAUCAGACGCUGCGGUUCACCUGAGCUCAGCCACUCGAUGACAGAGCGGCUCCGGCUUCCUGAGCUGGAUUUAACAUGUGGAUGCAAAGUUUGGGGAUUUGCAGUUGUAAACAGAUUUAUUUCCUCACACUUUAAAAAAGAAUCUGCUUUGUUGUGAGUUUAAAUCCAAAGUUGUGCUCGUUAGAAUCCCUGCGCUGUGGAAAUGCAGAUUAUUUCCAUCAGGGACGCAGGGACGUGCAAAUCAACCAAUCAGCUGCUUGUGAUUUCCUAAUGAUCGGAAAUCGUGAUCUGUAGAUUUAGAUCAGAGUGACGUCCACUGACCAAACAACAUGUAAGUGUCAUGUAUGUGCAGUUACCAUAGCUUUAAUUCAGCUCAACGUGUUUAAACUGUGACUGUUUGAUUAAAGAAAGAAAAGUCCAAUUCGUUUUAAAAAACAACCGACUGAUCGUCACUUCAUUUAUUCAUUCGUUCGUUCAUUCAUUCCUAGAAGCCAAACAGACAGAAGCACUGGAAUGUCAACUAAAUACAGAAAACAACAUGAACCCACCACUGUCACUUUGAAUGAAAUAAAAAAUAUGAAACAUC